Colletotrichum chrysophilum is the source of this 1077-nucleotide messenger RNA. RefSeq names its product Pre-mRNA-splicing factor slt11 (gene SLT11). The coding region runs from base 1 to 1077 and encodes 358 amino acids. Gene Ontology annotation, cellular component: Prp19 complex; U2-type catalytic step 1 spliceosome; U2-type catalytic step 2 spliceosome. The record is from RefSeq and is a predicted model, not a curated record. Gene Ontology annotation, molecular function: U6 snRNA binding; pre-mRNA binding. The transcript is spliced from 2 exons. NCBI's taxonomy places the organism in Eukaryota, Fungi, Ascomycota, Sordariomycetes, Glomerellales, Glomerellaceae.
AUGCUCAAGGAGGAUUAUGGUGCGGAAUGCAAAUUGUGCACAAGACCAUUCACGGUGUUUAGCUGGAGCGCCGAUCGAGCCCACGGCCGGAAGAAACGAACGAAUAUCUGCCUUACAUGCGCACGCUUGAAGAAUUGCUGCCAAGCAUGUAUGCUCGACCUGUCUUUCGGCCUCCCCAUCGUCGUUCGCGAUGCUGCUCUGAAAAUGGUAGCCCCAGGCCCAUCCUCCGAUAUCAACCGCGAAUACUUCGCGCAAAACAACGAGCGUGCCAUUGAGGAAGGCCGUGCCGGGGUGGAGGAGUAUGAGAAGACCGACGACAAGGCCCGAGAGCUUUUAAGGAGGUUAGCUGCCAGCAAGCCUUAUUUUCGAAAGGGCCGACCGGUGGAUGGCUUGGACGGCGAACCGCAGUUGAGUUCGGCUUCUGCGUCCGGCUCGGGUCCCGGUCCAAGAGAAGGGUUUGGAGGCAACCCCGCCGUGGGCGCUGGAAUUGGUGGCCCUGGACCGAUUCGAACUAGAGACUCCAGAGCCGCCGCGGCCACGGGCGCCCGUCCCGUCAGAGCCAAGCAGACCUUCCCUAGUGCAGCGCAGCUGCCGCCGGGACCCCAAGACUACAUGCCGCCGGCUGAUCAGAACAUCAUGUCUCUUUUCGUGACCGGAGUGGAAGAUGACCUGCCUGAGCACAAGAUUCGCGAUUUCUUCAAAGUCCAUGGCAAAAUCAAGAGUCUGGUCUGUUCACACAUGUCACACUGCGCAUUCGUCAACUACGAGACAAGAGAGGCUGCAGAAAAGGCAGCGGCGACGUGCCAGGGUCGGGCUGUCAUCGCUGGCUGCCCUCUGCGCGUUCGAUGGGGUGUUCCCAAGGCUCUUGGCACGAUGGACAAGGAGCAGCGAACCCAGAUGCUCAUGGAUGCUCGCCUGCGACAAGGUCGUUCGCGCGGGGGCGGCCAGCCCGGGCGGAAACAAAUCACAGAUAGGUCUGGUGCUGGAGACACUGCCCAGCUAGCAGCUUCAGCUGUCGUUGCGCCGCCGCCGGGUGCAGACGAUGGCCCUCGAUAUGCAAGUCUUCAGGGCGAUUAG